UUCUCCAUCACGUUUACACCUGAUUCUGUGCGUAAGAGGAUAGACCUCUUUCAGGCCCCGUGUUCCGCGUUUUUUUUUUUAAUUAUUUAUUUCCGUGUAAACUGCAGUCUUGAUAUAAAAACAUUGAUGGUCGAUAAUUUAGCCCUGCGUUGAGGGCCCCGGGGAGAACAGCAAACGGAUUACACCGUCACGUCAGAGCUCCGUAUUUAUCCAGGAGACAUGGCUCGUCCACGGCCGCGGGAGUACAAGGCAGGAGAUUUGGUUUUCGCUAAGAUGAAGGGAUACCCGCACUGGCCGGCGAGGAUUGAUGAGCUUCCAGAAGGAGCUGUCAAACCGCCUGCCAACAAGUACCCCAUCUUCUUCUUUGGCACCCAUGAAACUGCUUUCCUGGGCCCUAAGGAUCUUCUGCCCUACAAAGAGUAUAAAGACAAAUUUGGCAAAUCUAACAAGAGAAAAGGCUUUAAUGAGGGCCUGUGGGAGAUCGAGAACAACCCUGGAGUCAAGUUCACAGGCUAUCAGGCCAUCCAGCAACAGAGUUCAUCAGAAACAGAGGAGGGGGGAAACGCUGCGGACGGCAGCAGCGAGGGCGAGGAGGGCGACUUUGUCGACGAGGAGGAUGACAAGGAGAAGCUGAAGGGGGACAAGACUGGAUCCAAACGGAAAAAGACGGCUGCAUCUAAGAAAUCCUCCAAAAUAUCCAGGAUCUCAUCUGGAGAGGACGACCUGGAGAAGGACGGGAAAGACGACGACCAGAAGAGCGGCUCGGAGGGAGGAGACCCCGACAAUGACAUCAUGCAAAAUACCACCGACAGUAAGAACCAGCUGCUCAUAGAAGAACAUUAAAUGAAGAAAGCAAGAGGGAGAUCAUUCUUUGUAGCUGUGACGUUGGAGAGGUGAAUCUACAAUAUGAUUUCUCAUCAGCACCAUCUACUGGCCGCCAUCGUCUCUCCACCACCUCUCUGUUGGACUUCCAGUGUGUUUGAAAAAUGCAUCCAUAACUGAUCCUGGUGUCACUCCCCCAUGCGGAUGCCAGGACGAGAAUCGGUGUUUAUGUCACACCAUUUUUCCGGACAAUGCAAAAAUGUCAAAGUCUCUUAACUACAAAAGAAUUAUUGGUAGAUUUGUAACCAUUUUUAUCUACUGACUCUUAAUGCGUGUUAGCUAAUCUUGGUAAGUAAAAGAAAAUACAGGAUGAUUGAAGGGGCAUUAAGAACUUGAAGACUUUUACUGGUAACCAUUAGGUGUUGUGAUAACAGUUUAUUUGAAGCCCAAUCAGACCAACAAGGUUUGAUUUGUAAGGUUUUCCCCAUUUAUGACCUGUGAGACAUUUAUUUUUGAAGCUAUUUAAAACCCUUUAAGGCGAUUAGGGUGGCCCAAAGUUACAUUAACUAUUUAACAUUUAAUCAUAGGCCUGUAUUUGACAUUUUAAAACUGUAAGAACAUCAGUAGUGUUUAUCCACAACUAGUGGUGAAAUGGAUCACAAAUCUCACGGUUUGGAACGGAGCACUGAUUUUUAUGUCACAGAUCGGAUCUUUUUUAUUUUUUUUGGAUCAGCCACACAUGGAAAUCUUUUGGUGAAUAACAGGUUUGCUGUAAUUUUACAAAACAUGUGAGCUUUGACUCAUAACAGUCUACAGUUUUUGGACCAAACACAGCGCCGUAGAGAGUUUGUUUUUCUAAAUUUAAAGACCACAGGGUGCAGGAUAACGUCUGAAGAUUCUAGAGUCUGUUGGGGCCCCAGGAAAAAAAUAAUUGGGGGCCCUACAACCCAUAUUUAUCACCAUAAUGUCUGUCGUUGUCCCGGCGCUUACUCCCCUUCCCCUUUUUUAAUGUUUCUUUUUUCUCUCAUAAAGACAAAUAAUUCCUCGUCAUUA
Messenger RNA from Labrus mixtus (cuckoo wrasse), 1875 nucleotides. RefSeq names its product hepatoma-derived growth factor-related protein 3-like. Gene Ontology annotation, cellular component: nucleus. The transcript has 6 exons. The coding region runs from base 220 to 843 and encodes 207 amino acids. The record is from RefSeq and is a predicted model, not a curated record. NCBI's taxonomy places the organism in Eukaryota, Metazoa, Chordata, Actinopteri, Labriformes, Labridae. Gene Ontology annotation, molecular function: double-stranded DNA binding; transcription coregulator activity. Gene Ontology annotation, biological process: regulation of transcription by RNA polymerase II.